UAAACCGCGCCCCAUUUUUCCGCACCGUGUUUGAAACGAUGAAUGGGAGUAAGGCUGUGGAGAAAACUGGGGAAAUAGUCUUUAGUUUCAAGUGUUCACGCAAGACAAGCAGUCGGCAGUUAAACCAAGCUCUUGAAUACUUCACACAGACUCACAUAAGAUGUCAGGGAGGGGUUGUUGAGUGUUAUGUGACUGUGUAAGCAGCACAGUUGGUGGUUUUGUCCCCCAGGGAAGUAGGUGAAAGGGCCCCAGGGCUAGAGAACAGCAGCUGAUCAUGCUCACUUCACAUGCUCCUGCCUACAGUAUAUUCUGUCUAUGUUGAUGAAUGUCAAACUCAUUGCAACAUGAAAGUUGAGGAGCUCUGCUCAGAUAUUCAGGGUGCUUUCCAGCCUGCUCCUAUGGGUGCAGUUGACAUGGAGGCUGUCGAGGCUCUGAUGUCCAUGACCGAACACUGGAAGACCUUGAAUCUAAAAUUCAGGCACCCCAGACCCUUGACUCCAUCCUCAGAUUGCUCAGAGGAUGACUCUGCCCCCCUUGGGUCUGCUGUGCCACAGGAAUCUCCUUUGUGUAUGACACCGCCAUACAGUCCACCACACUUUGAGGCCACCCAUGCACCCUCAACAGCACCCUUACAUCGACUUGCAGCAGCCGAAAGUUCAAGCUGGCAGCCAACAGAAGAGAGUUAUACACACGCUGCUGCUUCUCAGCAGCUGUUCCGAAGUACCAGUGUGAUCCGCCACACCUCAGAUGGCCAGCACUGCUCCUGCAACACAGAAGACGGAUUGACUCAAGUUCGUAUUAAAGAGCCUGAAAAAGAUUUGAGCUCUGAAGAUGGGCUGAAAGGUAGAGAUUCUGAGGGUAAUAUUCUAAUACAGUCUGACUCCAAUGUAACUACCCCACAGAAACCUUUCACAGCCACCCAGAUGAGUCUCUCAGGCCCUGAUAAUAAAUCAAAAACCCCCCAGACUGUCUUCUCUGUCCUAGCCAGUGGCCCAGGAGUCUCUGCUGUACCUGUCUACUGCCAGAUUCUUCCUGUCUCUUCUCCUUCUGCCAGUGUCAUGCAAAAUCCUGUCAUGCCCUCUGAGAAUCAGAAUCAAAGCCUACAACCCAUCUCAUCAGCACUCACCACUGUGCAAACACCGCUGCAACAACAGGCAUUACCACAAACCCAAGCACCUUCUCCCAGUCAGGUCUUCCUGUUUGGGGGGCAGGUGGCAAAAGGCCCUGUGAUGUUCCUUGUCCCUCAGCCAGCUGUCUCCACACUCUGUGUCCAGCCAGCACUGGUGACCCCAGGUGGCACCAAGCUACCAGCCAUCGCCCCCGCACCUGGCCGUGCAUUGUUGGAGCAAAGACAAAGUCCACUCCGACCAGAAGUGUCCCGUAUGCGCAGCCAUGUUUGUCCCCACGAUGACUGCAACAAAACCUAUUUCAAGAGCUCCCACCUCAAGGCCCACAUGAGGACACAUACAGGUGAGAAACCCUUCAAAUGCAAGUGGGAGGGCUGCGAGAGGCGAUUUGCUCGCUCUGAUGAGCUCUCUCGCCACAGACGUACCCACACGGGAGAGAAAAAGUUUGCCUGUCCCAUGUGCCUCAGUCGCUUCAUGCGCAGCGACCACCUGGCCAAGCACGUCAGGAGACACCUAGCAGUGAAGAAGGCGUCCUGCUGGAUGUUAGGGGUCACUCAGUCUUCAAAAAACUCUCUGUGAGGCUGAAGUUGUGUGGCUCAGUCCCAAACAAUGCACAGACAAGAGUACAAGAGUGUGUACCUGGGUUUUACGUGUCACCAGUCAGCUCGUAACAGUUGCACAACACUGAACUGAAAACUAACUAAUGUAAAGUCUUUGCUGCUUCACUGUUCUUUUGUAAUUAUAGUUGAAUUUUAACAAGGUUCUGAGACUGUUUACAUUGGAAGUCAAACUACUGUAUUGCCUUAUAAUGAGCAAAUACACUGCAAAUGUCUGCAGGCAGUAUUAUUCAAGCAAUUUCCACUUUUACAAAUGAAUACUAUGUGUAUGUUUACUUUUUAGUGAUAUUUGACCAAAGAAUGUUAAACUUUGUGCUUUUGUGCCAUAUGAGAAUCUGUUUAUUAGACAAUUUUGCACACAAGAUUUCUCUAUUAAACUUGAACAUAUGUAUUUUCUCA
Scatophagus argus is the source of this 2143-nucleotide messenger RNA. Its product is annotated as Krueppel-like factor 10. The record is from RefSeq and is a predicted model, not a curated record. Gene Ontology annotation, molecular function: RNA polymerase II cis-regulatory region sequence-specific DNA binding; DNA-binding transcription factor activity, RNA polymerase II-specific. Lineage: Eukaryota; Metazoa; Chordata; Actinopteri; Scatophagidae. Bases 288 to 1706 code for a protein of 472 amino acids. Gene Ontology annotation, biological process: regulation of transcription by RNA polymerase II. The transcript is spliced from 6 exons.